Messenger RNA from Staurois parvus, 513 nucleotides. Lineage: Eukaryota; Metazoa; Chordata; Amphibia; Anura; Ranidae. The record is from the annotation of a GenBank genome assembly.
CUUCAGUCUUACACAGGUGUACCGGCUCCUCCCCUUCAGUCUUGCACAUGUACUGGCUCCUCCCCUUCAGUCUUGCACAUGCACUGGCUCCUCCCCUUCAGUCUUGCACAUGUACUGGCUCCUCCCCCUCAGGCUAAGACAGGUGCGCAGGCUCCUCCCCUUCAGUCUUGCAUGGGUGUAGCAGUUCCUCCCCUCCAGUCUAGCAUGGGUGUACUGGCUCCUCCCCUUCAGUCUUGUACAGGCGUACCGGCUCCUCCCCUUCCGUCUUGCACAGGUGUCCCGGCUCCUCCCCUUCAGUCUUGCACAGGCGUACUGGCUCCUCCCCUUCAGUCUUGCACAGGUGUAGCGGCUCCUCCCCUUCAGUCUUGCACAGGCGUACUGGCUCCUCCCCUUCAAUCUCACACAGGUGUACCGGCUCCUCCCCUUCAGUCUUGCACAGGUGUCCCGGCUCCUCCCCUUCAGUCUUGCACAGGUGUCCCGGCUCCUCCCCUUCAGUCUUGCACAGGUGUACUG